Messenger RNA from Jaculus jaculus (lesser Egyptian jerboa), 1586 nucleotides. RefSeq names its product peroxisomal biogenesis factor 11 beta (gene Pex11b). Bases 41 to 820 code for a protein of 259 amino acids. The record is from RefSeq and is a predicted model, not a curated record. Gene Ontology annotation, biological process: peroxisome fission; regulation of peroxisome size. Lineage: Eukaryota; Metazoa; Chordata; Mammalia; Rodentia; Dipodidae. The transcript has 4 exons. Gene Ontology annotation, cellular component: peroxisomal membrane.
GCUAGGGGGCGGGCGGCCGCGGGGCGCUAGCGCCGCUGUCAUGGACGCCUGGGUCCGCUACAGCGCCCAGAGCCAGGCUCGCGAGCGGCUGUGUAGGGCCGCCCAGUAUGCUUGCUCCCUUCUUGGCCAUGCUUUGCAGAAACACGGGGCCAGUCCUGAGUUACAGAGACAGAUUCAACAGCUGGAGGGUCACUUGAGCCUUGGAAGAAAGUUGCUCCGCCUGGGUAACUCGGCAGAUGCCCUUGAGUCAGCCAAGAGAGCUGUGCACCUGUCAGAUGUUGUCCUGCGAUUCUGCAUCACGGUCAGUCACCUCAACCGAGCCUUGUACUUCGCCUGUGACAAUGUCCUCUGGGCUGGCAAGUCUGGACUGGCUCCUCGUGUGGAUCAGGAGAAGUGGACACAGCGUUCAUUCCGGUACUACCUGUUUUCCCUCAUCAUGAAUCUGAGCCGUGAUGCUUAUGAGAUUCGCUUACUGAUGGAACAAGAGACGUCAUCUUACAGCAGGCGACUGAAGGGCUCCGGAGUGGGAGUCCCAGGAGGCAUUGACACCAGGGGACCUGGGGCGGCAGGGGUGCCAGGCGGACGUCUGCCACAACUGGCUCUGAAGUUUCGGCUUCGAGUCCUGCUGCUGGUUCGGGUCCUUCGAGGCCAUCCCCCUCUUCUGCUGGAUGUGGUCAGAAAUGCCUGCGAUCUCUUCAUUCCACUGGACAAACUCGGCCUCUGGCGCUGUGGGCCCGGGAUUGUGGGGCUUUGUGGCCUCCUGUCCUCCGUCCUCUCUAUUCUCACCCUCAUCUGCCCCUGGCUACGACUCAAGCCCUGACACGUGGCACAGGAUGAGAUGAGACCCGAGGUGAUGAGAUGGGAUCUUGGGCCAUCUUCCACGUGCCAGCCCCAUUCUACUUCUUGAUUAACCAACACUCCAGAGAUGCCAGGGUAAGGGGCAGAUCUUGAAGAGGAGGUCAGGCACGAUCACUGUCACCAUAUGCCUCCAAUGCGCCUGACCUGCCGUUCUUUCCCUCUGUCACUGCUGAGUCUCUCUUCACUCUGUGUCUUGAUUGUCGUUAACAGUCCGAUUCUGCGUCUUCCCUUUCUUCCUUCUUAGUCCCCUGUCCAGGAAUUUAAGAUGAAUUACGGUCUGGUAGGAGAAGGGCCAGCUCGGAGCUGUGAACUUGAAAUUGUCUUUCUUUUGUCUCACCAAGAUGCUUGAGCUGCAUUUUUUUUCUCCUUCAAAGUCUGUGUUAUAAUUUUCCAGACUUGACGUCCUAUCCCAGUACACUCUGCCUCCCGUCUCCGCCUCAGGGCUGCUUGCUGUUCCCUUUUCUCCCGUCACAGCUACCUCGCCACUUCCCUCCUGACUGAGCCGGCACCCUUCUCUGUGCUCCACGCGCUCCUGUUUCUCCCUGCACUUUGCUUUCAGGGCUCUGUUGGUUCCCCAGCUCUUCCCCUUCUCUGCCUCUCCGCACUGAUGCUGUGGCUGGCAUCUUGCUGUAAAUACCAUACAACGGUUCUUUGCGCGUAGCUGUGGCCCAUGCCCACCGCGCAAAGCAAGACUUCCAAGUCAGCAAAGUAAAGAUUGGUUCACUCAC